AUGACCCGCGCCGUGCUCGCCCCCAAGGCGGCCGGUGCCAAGCCCCGCGCCUCCGCCUUCGUGGGCCGACCCGCCGCCCUCAAGGCCCGCGUCGCCGCUCCCAAGGCUCGCGCCGCGUCCCUCACCGUCCGCGCCGCGUCCCAGACCGAGGACCUCAACAAGAAGCUCCAGGAGGUCACCGCCACCGUGUCCGAAAAGUGGGACGACACCGAGGAGAAGCCCGCGGUGGUGACCCUCGGCAUCUUCGGCCUCGUGGGCCUCGUCGCCGCGAACGGCGUGCUCAAGUCCAUCGACGGCCUCCCGCUCAUCCCCGACCUCCUCGAGCUCGUCGGCAUCGGCUUCUCCGGCUUUUACAUCUACCAGAACCUGCUGUUCAAGCCCGACCGCGCGGCGCUCAAGGAGUCCAUCUCCAAGUCCAUCGACAAGAUCCUCUAA
Molecule: messenger RNA, 435 nt
Organism: Micromonas commoda
Lineage: Eukaryota; Viridiplantae; Chlorophyta; Mamiellophyceae; Mamiellales; Mamiellaceae
Exons: 4
Coding region: 1-435 (144 amino acids)
Cellular component (GO): thylakoid; chloroplast thylakoid membrane
Source: RefSeq, a predicted model, not a curated record